Molecule: messenger RNA, 2302 nt
Organism: Acomys russatus (golden spiny mouse)
Lineage: Eukaryota; Metazoa; Chordata; Mammalia; Rodentia; Muridae
Gene: Ccdc30
Product: coiled-coil domain containing 30
Exons: 15
Coding region: 186-2147 (653 amino acids)
Source: RefSeq, a predicted model, not a curated record
GCGCGUUCCCUCGCUGAGGUCGGUUUCCAUGACAGCGGCUGGGCGGCAGGAGCUGAGAGACCCGGGCUGCUUCUGCUUGCUCUCAGGAAAACCCCACCUCAGCUGGUGGUGGGACCUGUUCUUUCUGGGGUACACGUUCCAGAUCUCUCCGGAUCUCCGAAACUCACAUAAGGGAAGCCAAAGGCAUGUGUCAAGAAGGCUUGUCCAGACUGGCUCUGAGCAGCCCCAGCAAACAGAGCGAAUGCUCACUGGGAGACCAGAAGACACUAGUGGAGGCCCCAGGGCUUGUGGACCGCGUGCUGGAGUCUCGAAGACAUCUAUGCAGUAGCCUUCGGAAAGAAUUUCCCCAGCAUCAGAGAGAAGACCUGGCUGAAGACGCGGGACCUCGAAACUGCCUCAUGGGGGAAGUGGAGUGCACAGCACAGAGGCUGGGGGCAUGCCUGGAGGAGAUGCACAGGGGAGCCACGGAGCCCCAAGAGGAGGAGACAAAACGGAGAAAGUUAGGUGACGCACUUGAGAACGCCCUACUGGAAAUGGAAAGAUUGAAAGAUAAUCUGAUAAAAUUGAAAGAAAGCGGUGCAACCGACUUACAGAAAGCAAAGGAACAUAACCAGAGGCUGGACGAGGAAAUUCUGGCCUUAAGGAACCGAGUUCGUGCGCUUGACUCUGAGAAAAAGGCACUUGGAGAAAUGCACCUAACAUCGGGAGAGAGAGCAGGCCACCAGCACCAAGGGGAAGUCCAGCAGCUGUUCCAGAAACUGCACCGCCUCCAGCUCCUGUGCAACUCGGCUGAGAACGAGCUGCGGUACGAGAGGGGCAGGAGCUUGGACUUCAAACAGCAUAACAGUCUGCUCCAGGAGGAAAACAUGAAGAUCAAAAUUGAACUCAAGCAGGCCCAAGAGAAAUUGCUGGACCACGCCAGGGAGCAGUCGUCACUCAUGGCUGAGUGGAAGCACUGUCAGCAGAAAGUCAGGGAGCUGGAGCUGGAAGGACUUAGGCAGGCGCAGAGCAUUAAGACCCAGCAGAGCCUACAGGAGACGCUUGCUCGGGAGAAAGUGAAAGCAACCGAUGCACAGGAAAAGAUUUUGGACCUGCAGCAGAAACUAGAGCAUGCGCGGCAAGUGUGCCUCUCAGACGCUUGUGUUCUGCACAAGAGGCAGCUAGAGGACGAGAUCAAGGAAGCAAAGAGCAGCGAGGCCAGGCUGCAGCAGCAGUGUCAGGAGGAGCAGCAGAGGAGGGUCCUCCUAGACCAGGACGUAAAUGAACUCCAGAGGCAACUGAGGGCCUUGCAGGACAAAGAGAGCCAACAGGCAGCAACCAGCUCCCAGCAACAAGAGGCUCUGCACAAACAGCUGGAAAACGAGAGAAGAAAGUGCGAAGAGUAUGUCAAGAGCAACCAGGAACUGUCAGAGAAGCUGUCUAAGUUACAACAAGAGAAGGGAGCCCUAUGGCAAGAACACGAGCGGUUUCUGGAGCAACUCGGUGAGCACGUGAGAAACUACAAAGACAAACACCACUGCCACAAAGCCAAGCUUCAAAAGGUCAAGGACCGUCUGACUCACGAGUUAGAAAUACGAAAUAAGAGAAUUAAAGAACUCGAAGAUGAAACUGGGAAACUGCAACAGAAAAUUGAAAUGGAGAAGGUGUUCCAGGACCAGAUCAUGACCCAAAAUGAUAUCCUCCUCCUGGAAAAGAGGAAGCUUCUAGAACAAGUCACAAAUCAAGAAGAACUCAUUUGCAGCAGCAAGUCCACACUCUCUGCAAUUCAGAGCAAAGCAUUCCUACUGGAUAAAGAAAACCAGCAGUUGCAGGAGAACUGCCUCCGCCUCAUGCAGCAAAUCGGCCUCUUGGAGCGCAUUAUAAGGAGCAUCCAGAUUCGAAAGGCAGAGGAAACAAUGAUCAAUGACCAUGCUGCAUUUGAAGUACUCAGAAAGAUGCUACCUUUGCAAAACUCCAGUUUUUCAGGCACAGGUUUGGUUUUGUCAGUUGAGAAUCUCCAGGAGACUGGGCUACAUAAAUCGGAAGGAGCCACAGCAAUCCCCAAGUCCCCUGAGCCUCUGUCAUGUUCACAGACUUCGGAAAGCGGAUAUAUAAAUAUGGCUUCUCUAAAAGAGAACGUACAAGGGGACCAGAAGCUAGACCCAUGACGUCACCGUGGUCUAAAACAAUACUAAUGGAACCUACUAACUCAGAGCAUGGACAUGAAGGUGCUAAUUGACCCGGAGAAGUCUCACAGAAUACCCUGGGCAUCAACAAAGAGUCUUCAAAAUUGCUGAUCAAACAGUCAUUAAAAACUUUCUUA